AUGGAAAGCGACCCUUCUGACAAAUCCAACCCGAUCACCCCCAAAAAGCAUGAUCUGAAAGAUGAUGGGGAUUCUUCGCCGGCGUUGAGGUCUCCUGGAGCCAAUCCACAAGAAGGUUGGGUCACCGGUCAUGGAGAGAGGAACGAUGAGGAUGAGGGGAAGAAAGAUCAAGAGAAGAUCGAUACAAGUGAGAUUGCUGAAGAGAAGGUUGAUGUUGUUGAUCCUGAAGUUUGUUAUAGCCUUGAGAAGGCUUUGGAAGACAUUGACAAGCUUGCCACAAUUCUUUCCUCCUCUAACGAUGAAAAUGAUCCUUCGGAAAUCCCUGAAUUCGUCGACAGGCUCAUGGAUUUUGUCGAGGCCGAAGUAGCGGGAUAUUGCACCGACCUGGGUGAAGGGAAAGCGAAAUGGUCUCAAGACCCACAGGUUAAUUCUUUUUUGGAAAUUGUUGGUCGCGUCUCGAAGCUGGCAACUGUAGUCGCACCCUCUAAAUGCAGAGAAAAGUUUGCUUCAUUGAUUAAUCGGAUUGGGAAAAUCCAACAAGAAGCUCUGUCGUUUUUGGAAGAUGAAUUCAGGGUGUCAUUAGAUGAAUGUCGGCCUAUUGAUUUAGAGAAAGAAGGAAACGUCAAAUCAAAACAAGAGUCCACCGAAGAAUCAGAUCAAUCCAUUGAGGAGGGCGAUUCAUUUGGAUACACAAAUGAUAUCGUGUCUGGUUUGAACAAGAUAGCAAAGGAGAUGAUCUCAUGUGGUUAUGAAAGCGAGUGCUGUCAAGUUUAUAUAGUCACAAGGAGGAAUUCAUUCGAAGAACUAUUUAACAAGUUCGGCUUUGAGAAUAUUAGCAUCGACGACGUGCAAAAGAUGCAAUGGGAAGCUCUAGAGAGAGAGAUUGUCAAGUGGAUCCAAACCUUCAAAGAAUGUGCAUCGGUGCAUUUCUAUCGAGAGUUGAGGCUUGCAGAGGCUGUGUUCGCUGGAUAUCCAUCAAUUGCAACUCAUCUAUUCUAUAAUCUCACUCGAAGCAUGUUGAUUCAUAUCUUGAAUUUCUCUGAAGCAGUAGCAAUGUCAUCGAAGAGGUCAGCUGAAAAGUUGUUCAAGUUCUUGGACAUGUUUGAGACUCUGCGAGAUAUGACAUGUACCAUGGAUCGAUAUUUCAAGGACGAAGACAGUGCAAAUCAAUUGAGGACGGAGAUUAAUACUGCACGAUCUCGGAUUGGCGAGGCUAUUGUGAGCAUGUUCAGUGACUUAGAAAACUCAAUCAAAACAGAUGCAGGUAAAAACCCUGUGCCCGGAGGUGCAGUUCACCCCUUAACAAGUUACACUAUAAACUAUCUGAAGUAUGCAAGUGAGUACAAAGAAACUCUAGAGCAAGUUUUCAAAGAGCACUUGAAGAUCGAACGAGCUGAUUCCAACAACAGAACAGAAUUUCAAGGCGAGAACAAUCAGGACAACUCAGAGAAGGAACCAUCGCCGUUCUCAAUCCAGUUAACAAGAGUCAUGGAUUUGUUAGAUUCGAAUCUUGAAGCGAAAUCCAAGCUCUACAAGGACGUGUCCCUGAGCUUCAUAUUCAUGAUGAAUAAUGGACGGUACAUCUUGCAGAAAGUGAAAGGCUCGGUCGAGAUCAAUGAGCUGAUGGGCAACAAUUGGCGACGCAAGAAAUCAUCGGAGCUAAGGCAGUACCAUAAGAAUUACCAGAGGGAAACUUGGAGUAAAGUCUUGGGUUGCUUCCGAGACGAGGGGUUGAACGUGCAUGGGAAGGUCUCGAAGCCGGAGUUGAAGGAGAGGUUCAAGACCUUCAACGCGAUGUUCGAAGAAAUUCACAAGACGCAGAGCGCAUGGAUUGUGAAGGACGAGCAGCUGCAAUCGGAGCUUAGGGUUUCAAUAUCUGCGGUGGUAAUUCCGGCAUACCGGUCGUUCCUGGGCCGGCACUCGCACCAUUUUACAGCGGGAAGGCAAUCGGAGAAGUACGUGAAGUAUCAACCGGAGGACUUGGAGACGUACAUCGACGAGCUCUUCGAUGGGACCCCAGCCACUACGGGCAGAAGAAAGCAAUAG
Eucalyptus grandis is the source of this 2046-nucleotide messenger RNA. Its product is annotated as exocyst complex component EXO70B1. The transcript has 3 exons. Gene Ontology annotation, molecular function: phosphatidylinositol-4,5-bisphosphate binding. The record is from RefSeq and is a predicted model, not a curated record. Gene Ontology annotation, biological process: exocytosis. Gene Ontology annotation, cellular component: exocyst. NCBI's taxonomy places the organism in Eukaryota, Viridiplantae, Streptophyta, Magnoliopsida, Myrtales, Myrtaceae. Bases 1 to 2046 code for a protein of 681 amino acids.